AUGACUGGAGGCAAAUCUGGAGGCAAGGCCAGCGGCAGCAAGAACGCCCAAUCCCGUUCGUCCAAGGCCGGUCUCGCCUUUCCCGUUGGACGUGUUCAUCGUCUCCUCCGCAAGGGCAACUACGCUCAGCGUGUUGGUGCCGGUGCUCCCGUUUACCUCGCUGCCGUUCUUGAGUAUCUCGCCGCCGAAAUUCUUGAAUUGGCUGGCAACGCUGCUCGCGAUAACAAGAAGACCCGUAUCAUUCCCCGUCACCUUCAGCUCGCCAUCCGCAACGAUGAGGAACUGAACAAGCUCCUGGGUCAUGUCACCAUUGCCCAGGGUGGUGUCCUCCCCAACAUCCACCAGAACCUUCUGCCCAAGAAGACCCCCAAGAGUGGAAAGGGUCCGGGAAGCCAGGAGCUGUAA
Aspergillus niger is the source of this 405-nucleotide messenger RNA. RefSeq names its product histone H2A httA-Aspergillus niger (gene httA). The transcript has 4 exons. Gene Ontology annotation, cellular component: nucleosome. Bases 1 to 405 code for a protein of 134 amino acids. Lineage: Eukaryota; Fungi; Ascomycota; Eurotiomycetes; Eurotiales; Aspergillaceae. Gene Ontology annotation, molecular function: protein heterodimerization activity; DNA binding; structural constituent of chromatin. The record is from RefSeq and is a predicted model, not a curated record.